AGAUAAAUUCUUGGCUUAAAACUUGAUUGUCCAAAGUCCACCUCAUUUCCUGUUAAAGGUUUCUUCUGUUGCAGAGCUGGCAGCAAGGAAGGACUGCUUGUGCCUCGGGCACAGAUUUGAUGUGCAAUUCUCUAUUGAAAAUACAGGCUUAACCAGUCUCUUAUUACUUGCUCCCACUGGGAGCAAGUAAAACGCCAAAUCUUUUGAAUAGCCACAUUAUGAACCAUAUCAAGGAAUUACUCUGAUUGGAACUCUUUCCCCUAUGUUAUUUUUCAAAGAGUUCAUUGUGGAGCCCCAAGACCAGCUCUGUUGUUGCAGUUUUUGUAGCAUCAGAGCAGGAUGAUUAAGCAAGAAUGGAACUGCUUAAGAAACAUCCUGUGGCUGCCUAAAGCUGAAAUGACACACAAAUCUAACAUGAUACAUUAAGUCAUGUCACUGUAUGUGGUUCUGUCUGUUGACUUUGAGGAGAGGAGUAAAUUCUGGCAGGAGUACAGGAGGAACUGCUGAGAAAGGGUCAUAUGGUAAAUUAUUGCAGCAUUUGCCUCAAGAUCAUCACUUUCAUUUUGGGCUGUCUUCUCCAGCAUUGGACAGGUCCUUGGAGUGCCUCCACUCCUUCAUUUGGUUUGACAGUCCAGUAAAAGAUAAGACCAGUCACGCUUUCCAGAGAUCAAAGAAACUGAAGAUUUCAGCAGAGAAGAUGCAGAAGUACAGGACACAGCUGCUGCAGCGCUUGGUGGAGUCGCUUUAUCCUCGUCCUGGAUGGGUUGAAUUAGAUCCUGAAGUGCUGUGGAGUCAAUUUGUUGGUGUAAUAAAAGAGGCUGUACAAACUGCAGGGCUUCACAUGGGGCAAAUUGCUGGUCUUGGCAUCUCCACACAGAGAGGAACUUUCAUUACAUGGCACAAGAGGACAGGGAAACCUUUUCAUAAUUUCAUAAGUUGGCAAGACAUAAGAAGUGCUGAACUUGUGCGUUCCUGGAAUAAGUCCCUUCUGCUGAAGGUAAUCCACGUUAUUUUUACAGUGCUUCAUUUCUUGACUGGGAACGAUCGAUAUUUGGCACCAAGUUUUCUUACUUUUUCAACACAACAAACUUCUAUGAAGUUGUCAUGGGUUUUUAAAAACAUACCUGAGGCUGAAGAAGCUGCCAAAAAAAACAACUGCUGCUUUGGGACAAUUGACACAUGGCUACUGUAUAGAUUGACUAAAGGUUCUGUGUAUGCUACAGAUUACUCCAGUGCCAGUUCUACAGGCAUUUUUGAACCCUUUACGAAAUGUUGGAGCCCCACUUUAUGUAAUCUACUUUCUCUUCCAAAGUCUAUUUAUCCACCAGUGGAAGACACAAGCUUCAACUUCGGAUCAACUGACUCUGAAAUAUUUGGGGUACCUAUUCCAAUAAUGGCACUGGUAGCUGAUCAGCAGUCAGCAAUGUUUGGAGAAUGCUGCUUCCACCCAGGAGAUGUUAAACUGACAAUGGGAACAGGCGGUUUCUGGAAUGUGAAUACUGGAGAGCGUCUCUUUGCAUCACACAGAAGUCUUUAUCCACUGAUUGGUUGGAAGAUUGGGAAAGAAGUUGUUUACUUAACUGAAGGCACUAUAUCGGACAUCGGCGCUGCCAUAAAAUGGGCUCAGGAUAUAGAUCUUUUCACCAAUGUAGAUGAAACAGCAGAAAUGGCACAGAGUGUUGCUGAUUCUCAAGGCGUUUGUUUCAUUCCAGGUCUUCAGGUUUCUGUGGAUGGCACAUAUUUAUGUGCCUCUUUCAUGGGGCUGAAGCCUUCCACUACCAGAAACCAUCUUGUACGAGCUAUACUGGAAUCUGUAGCUUUCAGAAACAAACUGCUUUAUGAUACCAUUGUGAAGAAGGUGCACAUUCCUCUUCAAACCAUUCGAGCUGAUGGAGGUGUCAGUAAUAAUAGUUUUGUUAUGCAGAUGACUUCAGAUUUAAUUAAUAAGAAAAUAGAAAAACCUGCAAAUGCAGAUAUGUCUAGUCUUGGUGCAGCUUUUCUAGCAGGCCUUGCUUCAGGAUUUUGGACUGACAAAGAACAACUAAAGAAGCUAAGGAGAAUAGAAGCAGUGUUUGAGCCCCAAAAGGACUCAGAGGAAUACAGACCUGCUAUGGAUACCUGGCUACAAGCAAUGAAGCACUCCCUGCCCUGGUAGAAAUUGGCAUUUUAAUUAUAGAAGAAUUAAGAUGUUUUAAUUCAUAUUUAUAACAUCUUGACAUUAACAGGACGGUGAAAACCAUAACUGGAAUUCGUGAUGGUAUCUAUACGAGUUAUGUGGUACUUGGUUACCCCCCUGCUGCUGGAUUACUUACACACUGUAAUGACCCUUCCCAUCGCCCCUGUGACAGCUGUGGUCCAGCUGCAGCAUUGGUGUCCCUUCCAUGACCUCCUCCGGGUGGCCCAGCUGCUGGAAUCCUACCAUGUACUGCACAGGGGGUGUUCUUCCUAUGAUGGGUUUUCUCCUGAGGAGCUCACCUCCCUUUGGAUCUUUAAAAUCUUUGGUAUGCUAAUCAUCAAGGAAGGGUAAAAGGCACAUACACUCCCCUAGGCAUUGCUGAGAAACUUAAAAUGAUUGUUGGGGGUGGAUUGUGAUGAACUCAAUUGCGAAGAAAGGCAUUUUAUUGAUAGUAGCCUGUUACCAACUUCUGGCUGACAUUCUAAGAAAACAUUUGGCCCAGCUCUGUGAUGACACUUCUGUGCACUAAAUUAAGAUGAAAUACAAAAGCAAAUAGGCUUUCAGCACUCCAUUUAAAAAAAAAAAUCCAGGAAUUUUGUAGCUAUUGUUCCUAUCUGGCUUGUAGCUCACUUUUUUUAAAAUUUUAUAAAGACCAAAAGCAAUCUUACCUAGCCUGGCCAACCCAUAUACAUUAAAAAUACUUCCAGGUAUGCUAUCUAACUUGUAGAUAUUUGUACCAUUAAUAUUUUCAAGGCCAUUCUUAAAUCCUAUUAUUAUUAUUAGCUAAAAGGGAGUCAAAAGUCUAUUUUUGAAGCUAUAAAUUACUUUUGUAUUUUUUAAACAAAUAAAUUCUAAUUAAA
Molecule: messenger RNA, 3036 nt
Organism: Corapipo altera (White-ruffed manakin)
Lineage: Eukaryota; Metazoa; Chordata; Aves; Passeriformes; Pipridae
Gene: GK5
Product: glycerol kinase 5
Exons: 17
Coding region: 440-2155 (571 amino acids)
Biological process (GO): triglyceride metabolic process; glycerol metabolic process; glycerol-3-phosphate biosynthetic process
Cellular component (GO): mitochondrion
Molecular function (GO): glycerol kinase activity
Source: RefSeq, a predicted model, not a curated record